GUACGUGAAGGCAGCGCGUUGGACCGGUGCCGCAUCCUCGUGACGUCAUUUUUAUCCGACGCCAAAUCUAAUCGUGUUUCCAGCGUCGGAUCAGAUAUUUCUGUCAUACGUGCGGAGGAUGAACCUCCAACCGGGCUGGCUGCUGCUUCUCUUCGUCUGUGCCGGGGUCCGGUUGGUGCCGGUCGAUCGCAAUGCGGCGAACCAGGAAGCCAAAGCGGAAGUCCCAGAGGAGAACGGGGACACCGGCCUGUACUACGACCGGUACCUCAGAGAGGUGAUCGAGGUGUUGGAGACGGACCCUCACUUCAGAGAGAAACUGCAAACGGCCAACAGCGAAGACAUCAAGAACGGGCGUCUCAGUAAAGAGCUGGACCUGGUCGGUCACCACGUGAGGACCCGCCUGGAUGAGCUGAAGCGUCAGGAGGUUUCCCGCCUCAGGAUGCUGCUCAAGGCCAAACUGGACAGCACCAACACGCAGAGCCUGCAGAUGGACCACGCCUCCCUGCUGAAGCAGUUUGAACAUCUGGAUCCCCACAAUCAAAACACGUUUGAGGCCAAAGACCUGGAGCUGCUGAUCACCACGGCCACCAAGGACCUGGAGAACUACGACGCCGAGCGGCACGAGGAGUUCAAGCGCUACGAGAUGCUGAAGGAGCACGAGAGGCGGGAGUACCUGAAGGGCCUGGACCAGGAGAAGAGGGAGCGGGAGGAGAAGAGACUGCAGGAGCUCAAGGACAGGCACCGGCAGCACCCCAAAGUCAACGCUCCGGGGAGCGUGGCUCAGCUCCGCGAGGUUUGGGAGGAGACGGACGGACUGGAUCCGCAGGAGUUCAACCCCAAAACCUUUUUCAAACUGCACGAUACGAAUGAAGACGGAGUCUUAGAUGAGCAGGAGCUGGAGGCUCUUUUCACCAAAGAGCUGGAGAAAGUCUACGAUGCAAAGAACGAGGAGGACGACAUGAUGGAGAUGGAGGAGGAGAGGCUGAGGAUGAGGGAGCAUGUGAUGAAGAAUGUGGACGCCAACAAAGAUCGCCUCGUCACCCUGGAAGAGUUCCUCAAGUCCACGGAGAAGAAGGAGUUCAGCAACCCCAAAGAGUGGGAGACGCUGGAAACCCGCCCCGUGUACACGGAGGAGGAGCUGCAGCGCUUCGAGGUGGAACUCCUCGACCGAGAGGAGGAGCUGAAGAGGAAGGCGGAGAAUCUGCGGCAGCAGCAGGAGCUGCUGAAGGAGCGCGGCAAAGCCCUGGAGGCCCAGAGGAAGGAGUACCAGCAGGCGGUGUUGGAAAUGUCCCACAGGCAGAAGGAGCAGCAGGCAGCCGACGGGCAGCCUCCCGCGGGUCCUAACGGGGAACUGCAGUUCCAACCAGAGGCACAAAAAGUGGAAGACGAAGCUGAGCGGCCGGCCGAGGGCCAGAACAUUCUGCCUGCAGAGCCGCCACAGAACCUGCCUUCACACACUUAGUGCAGCACGCACACACACACACACACACAAUCUGCACUGACACAGAUAUCCAGAUGCGUCCAACAACCAGAAUAACAUGAAAUGUUUGAAUAAAUUCAGACAGAUUUGGCCUGUGAAUCAUGAAAUAUUUUACUGUGUUCAUCUCUGUGGUCUCCUUCAGAGAGAUAUAGAUAUAUAUAUAUAUAUAUAUACAUAUAUAUAUGUGUGUGUUUACAGAAAUCUUCAGUUUCAUUGAAGUUUUCAUUAUUGACGGGUCUUUGGUGUAAAAUCCUAAACAUCUAUGAAUAAAGUGAUAAUUUAAAACCUCUGAA
Messenger RNA from Gasterosteus aculeatus aculeatus (three-spined stickleback), 1773 nucleotides. RefSeq names its product nucleobindin 1 (gene nucb1). Lineage: Eukaryota; Metazoa; Chordata; Actinopteri; Perciformes; Gasterosteidae. Gene Ontology annotation, cellular component: extracellular exosome; endoplasmic reticulum-Golgi intermediate compartment. The record is from RefSeq and is a predicted model, not a curated record. Gene Ontology annotation, molecular function: calcium ion binding.